Mytilus trossulus (common blue mussel) is the source of this 917-nucleotide messenger RNA. RefSeq lists its product as uncharacterized. The record is from RefSeq and is a predicted model, not a curated record. NCBI's taxonomy places the organism in Eukaryota, Metazoa, Mollusca, Bivalvia, Mytilida, Mytilidae. The coding region runs from base 282 to 917 and encodes 211 amino acids. The transcript has 2 exons.
UAUAUUUUAACAACUGUAUAAUUCAAUGUUAUUUAUAUAGAGCUUAAUCUAACGUUGGUAGUGUGAAAGAUUACAGAGGAUUUAAAAGAAUUCUUAAUUUAUAUUCUAUCAAUUUUAAAUUGAUUAUGAGCUAACAACUUAUACAAACAUUGGCAUAACUCAGAUAAAUUGAAGUAACGGUAGUGAAGUCAUGAAUUUUUACCUAUGAAAAUUCUUAUAUUGAGCUAUUAUAUAUAUAUAUAUAACAUGCAUACAUAGGAUAUGUCAUUGAACCAUUGAAAAUGAGGACCAAAAAGCCGGAGUGGUUAGAACAGUAUCAAGAAGUUAGUAGAAAACAACAAGAAUACUUAUCAAAAGUACAAAACUUGAGGCAGAGCAUUCAGAACAAAGAUGAACAUGUUCUUAUGGUUUCUGUGGAACGAGAGCGACACUUGAAAGGUCGUCGUUCAGAUCGACGCCAUCCUACAAUGAACAAAAUGAAACAAACAGUAAUAACAUUCCGACCAAAACCGUUUCCGUCUCGACCUAUUCAAGACAGACGAUUACAACUUGUUCCCCAUUCGAUUCCAAGGAAACUUCCUCCCAUCAUUAAACCUAGUUUAUUGCAUGUUGAUUUAACGAGUGGGUUUAGACGAACUGAUCCUACCGUAAUUCCGGUAGAGUUAGAACAAGCUCAUACAGACUUGGAAGCUAUUGAAGCUAUUGCCGAACGCAACAAAAUUGAUUUGAAAGGCAUGUUAAGAGUGCAAAGUCCGCCUUCUAAGCGUAGACAAGAACUUUCUGUUAGUAAGGUGUGUUUAAAAGACAUAACACCAGAAAUUGUAGCGCCGUUGUUUAGAAUGCCUUUACCAGAUAUGGAAUACAUAACAAACUUAAGUUCAAGGAAAGAGAUUGUGGCAACGGAAAAAUCAAAGUGA